Messenger RNA from Callorhinchus milii (elephant shark), 2071 nucleotides. It is a transcript of the gene tmem33, whose product is annotated as transmembrane protein 33. The record is from RefSeq and is a predicted model, not a curated record. Bases 121 to 858 code for a protein of 245 amino acids. The transcript has 8 exons. Gene Ontology annotation, biological process: membrane organization; endoplasmic reticulum tubular network organization. NCBI's taxonomy places the organism in Eukaryota, Metazoa, Chordata, Chondrichthyes, Chimaeriformes, Callorhinchidae. Gene Ontology annotation, cellular component: endoplasmic reticulum; membrane.
CCGGUGAUCAGUGAGGGCUCAGUGAGCGGCGUUACCUCCUCCUCGACCGACCGACCGACCUCCUGCUCCGCUCCCGGGGCCUCUGACACCGGAGGUUUUCUUCCAGCAAAAUCCUCAGCCAUGGCAGAUUCAACUGGAAAUGGGCCCCAACCUGGUAUCCUGCAAUUCAUGAUGACUAACAAACUGGAGGCUGCAAUGUGGCUUUCACGACUUUAUACUGUGUACUGCUCCAUCCUGUUCAUUUUCCCAUUGAUGGGAAUACAUGAGGCUGCCAGUUUUUACCAACGUGCCUUGCUGGCCAAUGCCCUUACCAGUGCACUUCGACUACACCAGCGGUUACCUCACUUUCAGCUGAGUCGAGCCUUUUUAAAUAUGGCUUUGUUGGAGGAUAGCUGUCACUAUCUCUUGUUCUCAUUGAUCUUUGUCAACUCCUACCCAGUUACAAUGAGCAUUUUCCCAGUUUUCCUGUUUUCUUUGCUACAUACCACGGCGUACACAAAAAAGAUUCUUGAUCUACUGGGCCCUGGAAGUUUGGGAUUUUUGAGAUCCAUCUUGGAUAAACUUGCAUCCAAUCAGCAAAACAUUUUGAAGUUCAUUGCUUGCAAUGAAAUUUUUCUGAUGCCAGCCACCGUCUUUAUGCUUUUAAGUGGCCAUGGAAGCUUGUUGCAGCCUUUCAUUUACUACAGAUUUCUCACACUACGAUACUCCUCCCGCAGAAAUCCCUAUUGCAAAACUCUCUUUUUAGAGUUGAAAGUAUUACUGGAGCAUAUGAUUAUGAAGCCUGCCUGCCCCGGAUUUUUGCGGAAUAUGUUUCUUAACUGCAUUUCCUUUGUAUCCCGGUUGGCCCCUGCUCCAUAAAUUGGAAUGAUCUGGAAACAGCGCAUAUUCUUCAAAAUGUGUACCGAGCCACUGGUUCAUGAUCAUUCAGAGUCCAGUUAUAUUCUAAAAGGCACCUCAUCUCUGUAUUUUUAUAAGAAACCUUUCAUAUGAGAUUUGAACUUUUUAGAUUGAAACAAUUCAACUUAAGAAGCUUGCAGAUAAAUUCCUUCACUCAAAUAAUCAACUAAGUUGUUGAGCGAUUGAAAUGUCAGAAGCAGCUAUACAUUUUAAAAUAAGCCUUUGAUUCCAUGAAAUGAUGGCCAAAUACAUAAUUAAUCAAUUAGGCGAGGAGGAAGAAUUACACCAUAAGGUGGCCGUAGUGUGAACUUGGUUGUUCAUAUACUGUACUUUAUGUUGUAUCUUUUUGUAAGCCUUUAUUUUAUAACCUGUGGUUCAAAUAUUGUCUUUCCUGUUGAUUCUUGCAUAGAUUACAUAGUUAUAAAGCUCGCCACACAUGUCGUCUACAGGACCUGGUAAGGUAAUGCAAUGCAGAAUUUGCAUAAUCGUCAGGUAUCUGUUUCCAAUCGAGCCCGAAUCCAUACCAGAAUCCAUUCAGACUAAUCCUGACUAUAAUGCUUCCAGAAGGCAAACAUUACCAAUAUAUGAACACCAACCUAUACUAGUGUCACUGUGGAAUACAUUUUGUAGGGAAAUUAGGUAUUGAGCACCUCCAACCUCUUGUAAAAUAUGAAGUGAAUUGUUUCACAUUAUCUCAUGUGAAAGGGUCCAUUUUGAUUUAUGACUGAAUUUCAAAUCUUAAGUGAUAUAUUAUGUUUAAUGCAUGUAAUUGUUGGUGUUGGUGAUUGCACUGAAAUAAUACUUUAUAGUUGGCAAACUAUUUUGUCUUUCAUGUGAGAACCUGUAUGCGUACAGAUUAUUGAAAAUAAUGAGAAUUGAGCUAAAUUAGCUAGGACAUUUAGAAUUUUUUUGUUGUAAAAUAUCACGUUUAAAGUUUGAUACUUUUCAAACCAAAUAUUUAUGGAACCAUUUUCGUAUGCCUGUGAAUACAAGAAUGACUGUGAUAUGACAGUAAGUUGUUACUGGUUUUCUGAGGUUUGUUCUUUUGACUGUUCAAAAAGAUAUUACAGGAUAUUUUAUUGAUUGAAGUUCCUACACCUAAUGAAGCAGAAAUAUUAAAGGGGCUGUAUUCUUUUCUCAAGUGGAAUAAAGUACUACUAAAACAUGGACCCUA